AUGCCGGGCGCGGGGCCCGCCGGCGCGCCGCGGCGGCGCCUGGCCGGCAAGGGGCCCGCUGCCAAGACCGCCAAGACGGUGCUGAAGAAGCCCGCGGUGCGCCGGAGGCCAGCGGCCGCGGCGGGCGAGGGCGAGGCGGGCCCGCCGCUGCCGCCCGCCGUGGUGCUGAACCUCGAGCGCCGCCAGGACAGGUGGGACGCCGUCGGCAGGCGGCUGGAGCCCCUGGGGCUGCGUUUCCGCCGCUGGGCGGCGGUGGACGGGGUGGCCUCGAGCCCGGCGGCGAUCUCCACGGACCUGGUGGCCCUCAGAUGGUCAACUGCGCGGAACUGGGAGUACGUCGUCAAGGUGUUCGAGGGCGGCAAGCAGUGCGGAUACGAGCCGAAGGAGCUGCCCCUGACCGGCGGCGAGCGCGGCUGCGCCGCCUCGCAUGCGGCCGUCUGGCGCCACGUGGCCGAGGGCGUCCACGGCGGCGGGCCACUGGUGGUGCUGGAGGACGACGCGAAGCCCACCCCCGCCUUUGCGAGCAGGCUGCCGCAGGCCCUGGCGGCCCUGCGCGAGGAGGAGCCGGACGUCCUCUUCCUGGGCUACACGCAGGCGGCGCCGUGGCGGAGGAAGGAAGAUGGAGCCGAGGGCUCCAACCGUGAUCUCGUCACGAGGGCCUCGGUUGCCGUGGCCUCGCGGCGUGGCUGGGGGCCGAAGUCCGCGAUGGCUGUGGGCCGAGGCCAGCCAGUGCGGGAAGGAGGCGCUGGUGCCGACGCCUUGCUGGUCAAUGGGAGCCUUGUCCGGGCGCGGGCGAAUCGCGCGCUUUUGCCGGUAGAAGCGCUGCGCCGCGCCGCCGUGGACGCCGAGGCCCCAGUGCUGGACGCCGAGGCCCCGCCGCUGCUGGACGCCGAGCGGCCGGGGUGGGUGCGGAAGGAGUGUGCCGCCAUGGGGCGAGCAGGAUUGAAGAAGUCAAUCGAAGCUCUCCUAGCGGUGCAUGUCCCGAGCUGGAAAAGCAUGCCUGUCGCUGCCAUGGCAGAGUACCUCGGGGUAUGGAUUGGCCCUGCUGCGAAUAUGGAGAUGUGGUCGAGGAUGUUUCGGGAGUGGGUGGAGGUGGUGCACGCGAUAACAAAGCAGCAGGCCGCUCCCUCGGUCGCCAUCCAGCUUUAUAACUCUCGUGCUGUCUCCAAAUUCUCCUACCUCUGCCAACUCGCCCCUCUCCCCAAGCAUGUGGCGCGAUGGGAGUCGUGGGCAUUGCACAAAGUCCUUCACCUCCCCUCCUGCACUUUCCCGCUCCAGGACCUCCUUGCUCUCAGGACUUGGGCCAAGGUUCGUCCCUUGUCGCUCAAGGUGCAAGCCACAGCGACCCUGUGGCGAGCCGCGGCCGUCACCAUCAAGAACUGGAGGCCGCUGUUCUGCCGCUUGCAGAAGAAGGCUAGGACCGCCCUCCCCAUCGUGCUCUGGACCCGCAAUUGUUGGUCACCGCCGUUCUGGCAGCGUAGGGCCUUUGUGCAGGAGCUGGCCGAGGCUGCAGCAGGUUUUGUCGAGAACGACUGGCUGAGGGCUCCUGUGGCUCGUGCCAAGAUCGCCCUGAAGGGCCUGCGGGAGAGGCUCCGCGAGCUCCACUACUGCGAGCCCGUGGACGCCGAGUCCGCGGAGCUCGUCGAGCGGAUCCUCGGCGACCUCGUCGCGUCCAUCGACAAGCUGCUGGGGCUGAGGCGCCAGGAGGAGGCGCAGGCCCAGCGGCUCAGCGAGACCAGGUCGGAGUUGGGCGCCCUCGAGCUCGACAACCCCCAGCUCUCCUCGGACAACAACGCCCUGCACCUCGAGCUCAUCGACGCGGGCGAGGAGGCCCUGCAAUGCCUGGAGCCCUUCGAGCCGCGGGCGCCGACGGCCGCGGCUCGCGGCGGCCACGCGGGAGCAGACGGGGCGGUCAGGGGCCGCCCCAGAGGCACGCGCAGGCGGCGCGGCGAGCAGGCGGCGCUGCGGGCGAAGGCCGCCAGUCUGGAGGAGGCCCUCGACGACUGCGCGGCGCAGGUGGCGGACCUCGAGGACGACGCGCGGCGCCACGAGGACCACGCCAGGGGCUCCGAGGAGCGUGCCGCGGAGAUCGCCCACCGCCUGGCGGGGCAGGGACCCAGCCGGGGGGCGCAGGGGAAGCGCGCCGAGCUGGCGCGGCUGAGGCGCGAGGCGGCCGAGCUGCGGCUCGCCGUGGCGCGCGGGGAGCGCGCCGCGACGCAGCUCGGCGGGCGGCGCGCCGAGCUGACCGCACAGCGCGAGGCCGCGCGCCUGGAGGUGGCGCGGCUGGCGCCCUCGCUCGAGGCGCUGCAGGGCGACGAGGCGCGCGCGGCGGCGCAGGCGCAGCAGCUGGCGGACGGCGGCGCGCGGCGGGUGCUUGCCGAGGAGCAGCAGCUGGCGGAGGCGGACCGCCGCGCGGACGAGGCGAGCGCGCAGCACGCCGCGCUCGCGGAGGAGAACGCCGAGCUCGCCGCGCAGGUGCGGGAAGCGGAGGCGGAGGCGCGCGACGCGGCGGCUGCCGCCGAGGCGCGGGCCGCAGAGGCGCGGGGCGCGGCGGGCGCCCCCGCGGCAGGCCAGCGCCCCGCCGAGUCGGCGGGCGGCACCGAGCAUCCGGCAGAGGCGGCCAGGGCGGCGCAGCUGGAGCUGCGCGCGGAGCAGGUGGAGGCCGAGUGCCUGCAGGCAGGUGAGCUGCAGGCCUCGCUGGAGGCGCAGGUCGAUGUCGCGCAGGCCUCGCUGGACGAGGCGCUGGCCCGCUGCCGCGAGCGCGAUGCCGCCUGCGAGCGUUUCGAGGCGGACGCCACGCACGGGCGUCAGCGGGCGAGGCAGAUGAGCGCGCGCGUGGGCAUGUUGCGGGCCUCGCUGCAGGACCUCGACGGCGAGCACGAGCUGCUGCUGGAGCACGCGCACGCCCAGCAGGGCGCGCUGUUCGAGGCCAGCGGGCGGCGCUGGCCAGAGCUGCGCGAGGGCACACGGCGCCUGGGCGCCAUGGUCGAGUCGCUGGACGGCGAGCACGGGCAGCGCUCCGCCGAGCUGGAGCGCGCCCUGGGCGCGGAGAGGCGGAGCCGCGACGGGCUCGCCACCGCGGAGCGCGCGUUGGAGGCGGCGACGGCGGCGCACGCCCGGGUGGAGCGGGAGGAGGUCGCGGCCGAGGAGCGGGCCGAGGUGGCGGCGGCGCAGCGGGACGACCUCGCCGAGGAGGUGGCGCGCUGGGCCGUCGAGCUUCGGGAGGAGUCGCGGCGCACGCUGCAGGCGCACGACCGCGCCGCGGCGCUGCGGGGCGCCGCUUCCGACGCCGCCGCGGAGGCGGACGCGGCGCGCCGCUCGGAGGCCGCAGACGAGCGUCGCGCGCGCGAGGAACUGGCGCGGCUCCGCCGCGCCACCGCGGCCGCCGCUGUCGAGAGGGCGCGCCUCGAGGCCCUGCGCAGCGAGGGAAGCCUGCAGGUGCGCGAGCGCGCGCAGCGCGCGGAGGAGCGGCUCGGCAGGAUGCAGCAGGAGCUCGAGCAGGUGGUCCACCGCCAUGGCGGCAUCCUCGAGGAGAUGGAGCAGGCCGACGUUCACCAGCACCAGCUCGAGGCCGAGGCGCAGGCGCUGGCGGCCCGCGCCGCGGACGCGGAGGCGCAGCUGCAGAUCCUCGGCGAGGCCCGCGCCCGCUCCCGCCAGCAGCUCGGCGCCGCCGAGGCAUCCCUCGCCCACGGGCGGCUCGCCGCCGAGAACGCCCGCCACGCUGGGCCCCUCCGCGCGGAGGCUGGGGAGCUCACGGCCCAGGUCGCGUCGGCAGAGGCUGCGCGGGACCGGCUGGGCGCGGAAGUGCAGGAGGCGCUGCAGCAGCUGGCGAGCGAGCGCCCGCCCUCGGACGCGGCUGGUGCCAGGUUGGGCGACGAGGACCGCGCCCUGACGGCCCAGGUGGAGGCCCUCCGCCGCGCCGCGCUAGAGCUGGACGAAGAGUGCGACGGCAGGCGGCGAGCGGCGGACCUGGGCGCCGAGGAGGCGGCGGAGGCCGAGAGGCGCAUGGCGGCCGAUGGCCGCGAGGCGGCGGAGGCGCGGCAGGCGGUCGAGGACCUGCGGGCGGCGGCGGAGGCAACGGCCGAGCAGCUGCAGGGGGCGCGCGCGGCGUUGGCGGAGCGCCGACGGCUGCUGCAGCAGCUGCAGGGCCGUGGCGCCGUCCUGCGGCGGGAGGCCUCCGAGGGCUCCGGCGAAGCGUCCACUAUCAUGGACGACCUGAUGCACAUGACCAGGGAGAACCAGUCGCUCCACGAGGAGAUCCGCACCCUCGAGGAUGGGGUGGGCGCGCUGGCGCGCGAGUCGCGCGGGCUGGCGCUGGAGCGGGAGCUCGGCGCACAGCAGCUGCAAGCGCUGCAGCUGGAGAGGGACGACGUGGGGCGGCUGUACCACCAGGUCUGCCAGCAGACCCGCGCGCAGUCGGCCGCCAUCGAGCGGCUCAGGGCCGAGGGCGACCUGGCGCGCAGCGCGGUGGGGGCCGUGGACUCCGACCUCCGGAGGGCGCUGCGGUGCGAGGAGGAGUGGCAGGCCCAGAGCGACCAGGUCUCCACGGACCUCGCCGUCGUGCAGGGGCAGGUGCAGGACAUGGCCGGGCGCCUGCUCCGCGCGGAGGCCUCCCACCGCGAGGCGCUGCAGGAGGACGCGCGCCUGGAGGGCGGCGUCGCCGCCGCCGCCGAGGUGUGCCGUGGCUCCAGCCUCCGCGGCGCGGCACAGCAUCGCGCGGCGGCGGCGCUGCGCGCCCGGCGGCAGCAGCUGGCCGACGCGGCGCAGCGCGCGCGCGCGGAGGCGCAGGCGCAGCGGGCCUUCGCCGCAGAGGGCUGGGAGCAGGCGAGGCGCCUGGAGGCCCUGCUGGAGGAGGGGUGGCGCCAGCUGGGGGCGCGCGAGGAGGAGAACGAGGCGCUGCGCGCGCAGCUGCAGGGGGCGCGCCCGGCGGCGGCAGCGCUGCCCGGCGCGGGCGGGCCCGAGGCCGCGCAGGCGCCGGCCGACGCGGGCGAGAUGCGGGCGGAGGUGGAGAGGCGGUACGCCGAGGUGGGGGAGCUGGACGCGGAGCAGAGCCGCCUGAUGGCGGAGGUGCUGGUCCUGCGGGCGGCCCUGCGCCAGCGGCCCCAGUGA
This is a messenger RNA of Prorocentrum cordatum, 5109 nucleotides long. NCBI's taxonomy places the organism in Eukaryota, Dinophyceae, Prorocentrales, Prorocentraceae. The record is from the annotation of a GenBank genome assembly.